AUGUGUAAUAAUGAGAGAUAUGCAAAUUAUUUAAGAAAUAAAAUAGUAAAAUACUUCAAUUUAAAAAAUGACGAAUUAGAAAUUAAUUACGUUAAAUCAAUUUUAAAUUCCAAAUCAUAUGAUUUAUUUGAUUCAUUAUUUUUAUUAAAUCAGGCAUUUUAUGAGAAAAAUAAAAACUUAAAAUAUUCAUUAAUUGAUGUUAAAAAAUUUACAUAUGAUUUAAUAAACAAUAAAAAAAAAUUCAUUUUCUCUGAUAAAAUUUCAGAUAGUAACAUAAAUAAAGUUAAUUGUAAUAAUAAUACUAAUAAAAGUAUAAAUAGUUAUUUUGAGAAUAUUUUUAAAAGUGAUAAAAUAAGUAUCCCUAAUAAUAAAAAAGAAUAUGACAUAAAUUAUGAAGAUAAUUUCAUUAAUCCAAAAUUGAAAGAAGGAAAAUUAAGAACAAAUAAAAAUAAAGAAAAUGAAAUAAUAAAACAUAAAGAAAAUAAUAAUAACAUUGUAGAUAAUAAAAAAUAUGAUGAUUUAAUAGAAAAUAAGAAUAAACAAAUAGAAGAAAAUAAAAAUGCAAUAAAGCAAAGUAAUCCUAAUGAGAAAAUAAGUAAAUCAAUUUUUUUAAAAGAAAAAGAAUUAAUUGAUUUAAAAUCAAAAGAUUUAAAUAUUGUAAAAACGAAUAAAUUAAGUGAUAUAAAAAAAAAUGAAUUACCAAAUUUAAAAAAUAAUGAGGUAGAAGAAAAAAAAGAAAAAGAUUAUUUUUCCUUUUUAAACAUUAAUGAGAAUGAUUAUUCUUUAAAAACUGUUAUAGAUUUAAUAGAAAAUGAUAGCAUUAAAUCUGAUGAAAACAAUAAUCAAAAAAUGAAAAACAAAAAACAAAAAAAAAAGAGUAUUCAAAUAUGUUUAUGUAAUGGACAGAAUCAUAAAAUAUAUGCAAAUUGCCUAAUUUGUGGAAAAGUUUAUUGUAAUAAAAUAAAAUAUAAAAAUUGUAUUUACUGUGGAAAUAAAUUAUAUGAAUCAUUUAUAUUCGACAAAAUAUAUUUAUGCAGUGAAGAUAUUGAUAAUUCUGUAAAAAAAGUAAUAUCUAAUUUAAAAGAUUCAGAUCCUUUUAUUUAUAAAUUAUAUUUUGAUUCAAAAAACAAUAAUUUAAAAAAAGCCUUUCAUUUAAGAAAUAAAAUGUUAAACAAUUCUAUUAAUGAAGAACAAACAAAAAUAAUUGAUGAUAGUAUUGAUUGGUUUGAAGACGACAUUAAAAAUGAAUUUAAUAAUAAUGAAAUACAUUUCUCUUGUUAUGAUGACGAAAUAAAAAAUGAAAUAAUAAAUAAAUAUUAUGAAAUAUUUGGAAAAAGAUUUAGUGAUAUUAAUAUAGAUAUAGACAUAGUUAAUAUGAAAAUAAAAGAAAACGUCGAUUAUUUUAAAAUUAAAGAAUUUAAUGAUUAUUUAAAUGAAAAAGAAAAAGAGUACAGGAGUCAUAUUGAAGAAAAUAAAAAGGAUCAUAAUAUAAAAGUAAAUAAUGUUCAUAAUUAUUUGUCUACAAAAGAAAGAAAAAAUUUAAGUUAUAUAAAUGAUUUAAAAAAUAUAUUUUUUAAAGAAAAUACUACAAAAAGUAAUAUUUCUUCAAGAGAAAUCAAAGAAAAAGAUCAAGUGGAAAAAAAAAAAACUCACGCUAAAAAAUAUAAAUAUAAUGUAUUGAGUCUAAUAGAUGACGAAUAUGAAGAUAUAUUAUGA
This is a messenger RNA of Plasmodium relictum, 1716 nucleotides long. RefSeq names its product conserved Plasmodium protein, unknown function. Gene Ontology annotation, cellular component: nucleus. Gene Ontology annotation, biological process: regulation of DNA-templated transcription. The record is from RefSeq and is a predicted model, not a curated record. NCBI's taxonomy places the organism in Eukaryota, Apicomplexa, Aconoidasida, Haemosporida, Plasmodiidae. The transcript has 3 exons. Gene Ontology annotation, molecular function: zinc ion binding. The coding region runs from base 1 to 1716 and encodes 571 amino acids.